UUCCGCCGCUCCGUGCUCUAUCUCCGCAUUAUCUCCGGAAAUGCGAUUCCGCGUCUGCGGCCGAGUCGGUAUUCGGCCGCGUCUCGUCCGUUACUCUGCCGAUCCGAUUGCAAGUGCGAGGGAUCGCGAGCGUUUCGCGUGAAGCCGAACGAUAUCGGGCUGUGCCCGUGUUUCCGCGACGGAACGAAUCGUUCGAAUAGGUUUUUCUUCCGAGUGGGAGCGCCGGGUCACGUCCCGGGUGAUCGUAUCGCGUCGCGGUGCCGCUACGACUUUCCACAUCCGCGGCACGCGGAUGCAUUCUCUCGAAAACUUCGCUCGGUAAAGUGCGCGACUUUAAGCUACGCCCGGCCGGCGCGUAUUAAAGGGAGAUAUGCCCGAAGCGCCGACGGCCAUCGACUGACAGCCGCCGCGCUUCGGAGAGGAAGAAGCCUUGCUCGAAAGCCUUGCCGAACGACGCGCGAUAUUCCAGCAUCGUCUGGCGAGGAGAUGCGAGAUCGCCAGCACGAGUGCACGUAGAUCGUGAGACGCGAAGAGACAUCGGCCUUUUCGUCCCGAGACGUCGCUCGGCUCGCGAAAUGUAGCUUGCCGUGCGAUCCUCCGUGCUUCCGCGAAGGGAAGGCGGCGAUUGUCGCGGUCUCUCCUCGCUUUCUACACCCAAUCGUCUUUCUCUCGCGUCUUGCUCUCGCGUUUGUUUCGUCGAGGUGCUGGCUAUUUCUCUCCAACCUAUAACCUCCCCGAGAAGUGACAUAACGAAGUUUUUUUCGCCGCUGCUUCAAAAACUGAGAGACGUCGGGCAAGAGGCGAACGGUUGACGGUGAUGUGCCAGUGUGUAGGAUACUAGGAGCAGAAGGACUCCUCUUCCUUCGUCGAACCGAGAUGACGGAAGGUUGCCUGUCGGACGCGUUCGACUAGUCGUCACAGUGGAGUUCUGCUUAAUCGCAGCCUCGGGAGGGGGUGGUUCGAUGUUGGUCCCUCCCGUGGCCCAAGGUGGGACCGGCGAUCGUCCCGUGGGGGACACGGUGGCACGGGCGCAGCAGACGACGACUGGCACCGCCGCCGCUACCACGACCCUAUGGCCCUUAGCACCUGCGCAGCCCAAUCAGGUUGCCAAUCAACAGGCCCAGGGCAUACCACCCCUGGCCGCUACGCCUGCGCCCGCUCACAAUCAAGGUGCGAACCGCUACGGACUGUAUUCGUUAUUCCCGGGGGGUGGCGGGGGCAGUUACGUCGCCGCCACUCCUGCCACCCCCGGGCAACCCACGCCAACACGGGCUUAUCACGCGACGACGCACAAGGUUUCAGAGAGCGUGUUUUCCGCGGCGGUCGGGGUUGGGGUGGGUGGCUACACCUGGGGCGCUCCCACGCCACCGCCGGGAUCGCCCUACAGCCCCGUGCCCGUGACGCAGCUGGAGCUGCUGGCGAAAAACCUGGCGAAUUUGGCGCCCGCGGCCGCGGCAGCGGGCCAGCAGGCCCUGAGUCUUCAGGGUGUCGGCGUUAACGUUGCCGGUAGCCUCCAUCACGCCCAGCACACGCAGCACACCCAACACACCCUCAACCUCACCGGCCUCCACCAUCUGCAUCACGGCGGCCUUCAUCAGAACGCGUUCUCGCCCCAGCUGUCCCUGGUGACCGGCAGCGCGCCAACGCUGACCAUCAACAGCUUCUCGUCGCCCAACUCGGCCAACGUCGCGUCGACGACGGGCGUUCUUCUACAGGAGUACCAACCGCCGAUAGAUGCGGCAGGAUGCAACGUCACCGUCAAUUCAGGCACGUCCUGCCUCACCAACACCAGCAGCACGAGCAGCGGCAUGCUGGUGCACGGUGGUGGCGGUGGCGCCGUUCAAGCAGCCACCACCGGCGCCGUCGCCGGUUCCGCUACGGCCACGAAGAAGCGGGAGGCCUUUCUGCCGAGUCAAGGCCAACCGGUGAAGCUGGAGAACAAAUCGAGCAGGACGUCAUGCCUCUGCAGGAACAGCAACGGAAAGACCAAGAUGGUGCAUUCGGACGUGGGAUGCAGCAGGACGUUACCUGUCGCCUCGUCUUGGAACGGUCAGGACGCGGCUGCCAACAAUGGCGGUGCCGGUUUGACAGUUAAGAGAGAGCCCCUGGCUUCGGUGCCCUGCCAAGUCGCCGAAGUUUCCACGUCCCUGCACGCCACCACGACCUCCGUCAAGAUUGAGCCCGUUCCACCUAAAUCCGAGAACGGGAUAGCGGUCUCGAACGCGGCUACCGGUGGCAUACCGGUCGGCAUCGCUGUGGCGAGACAGCGGUUACAACACCAGGAGACUUCGACGUCAAUGCGCAAUGUCUCCCUAAGUCAUCACACGUCGCAUCAUGCGACGAGCUAUCAUCAUUUCCAGCCGGACAACCUAGGCUCCGGCACGGCCAUGGCGGUAGGCGGCACCACCCUCGUGCACUGCGGAGGGCCUGGAGGGGAGGAUCGUGCGGCCCACCUAACUGCCAUUCCCUCCGGGGCGCUCGCGCCCUCGUUGAGCCUGAAUUCCAGUCUGAAUUCCAGCCUGAAUUCCACCCUGGGCAGCAUCGGCGGCGCACCGGCGGCCGACGCGGCCGCCACUGCGUGGCCGCCCACGCUGUGGCAGUAUCCGGCUGCAGCGGCUGCAGCGAUGCCAACGGAACCGGUGGGCUUUCCACAAAUGGGCACCGGCCUGCAGGGCGGUUUGCAGCUGGUCCGCGAUCCGUCCGGACAUGUUAUCCUCAUUCACGCCGCGGAACAAAUGCAGCAAGCCGUGGUGUGGCCGAAUUACUCUAAUCACAAUGGUAAUGUCGCGCCCCCGCCGCUCCUGUUACCGCCCCCGCCACCCUCGAUACAGCUUCUGAGUGAUAUCGGCGGCGCGCGACUCGUGUUAACCGAGAGCAAAAGGAAGCAGCAAAGCGCGUUACCGAUCGUCAAGAUUGAAGCGGAAUGCAGCAACAGUCCGACUACCAUAAUCACGUCCUCCACCGAGUCAUCCAAGACCGCACUGCAGACUAUGACCUCCGUGACUGGCGCCCUGGUACCGGACGCGGCCCUGGUCACCACGCUACACUACUAUCCACCGGCGCCGGCGCUGGUGCAGAUCAGCCAGGCCGAGCCUGCCACGAACUGCAGAUCGCAGGCCACGUCGCCAGUGUCGUAUUUGACGCCACCUCCGGAAGUACCGGCGACGAUUCGCGCGAUCGAGCCGCCGUCGUUCGGUGUCCAGGAUGCCUCGAAUCAGACCGAUGCGCCCGAGGAUAUCGAGGAGCAGAAGCAGGAAACGCUCGUGAAGCAGGAGCAGAAUCCGAGUCCCUGCCAGGUCGCGUCCCAGUCGAAUCCGGGAAAUUUCGAGAUUGCGGCACCGCCACCGCCGACGGAGAGAAUCUGCAACGUCGUCAGAAUCACGACGACCACGACUACGGUGAAUCCGACCGUCUGCGGUAUCGUCGCCAAGGUGGAUAAGGCUGAGAACACGAUCAUCAACAUGGCCGAUUGCGCCAAGUAUUCGGCGAAGGACGGUAAAGCGAUCGUCAAGGCGAUUGAACACGACGAACGGACAGAGGAGGAGAUGAGGAGCAAAGAUGACAAGACACCAGUCAGGGGUGGCAGGAUCGGUGCUAGGGUCAUUGAGAUUACCGAGGAGAAUUGCGACAGCUUCCACGAGAAUCUAGAGUUUUUCGGAAGAAGGAGAGAUGUCAGUGUGGAUCAAAGCGAUAAUUGUCCCAAUGACGAAGAGGACAUUGCGCAAGAAUCUAAGAUUGAUGAAAAGAUAGAGGUCGAAUCAAAGAUCAUCGACGCAUCAGAGAAUGUUAAAGCUCAUCGUCAAAUAUGCGUCAAGACAUCAGAACCGCCGAUCUUUAACGGAUUCAAAGAAAGAUCCGCCGAUUCUACAGAGACGUCGAAAAUCAAUUGUGAAAGUUGCGACAAAAAUGUCACAAGGGACAUCUCGAACGGCGAAAUACGGCCUCAGAUCACAGUAAAGUCUUUCGAUAUGCCCAAUAUCGAUUGCGACGAUCAGGAAAUCGUGCAACAGGUGGUCGUUAAGCAGGAAGCCGACGAAAGCUGCUACGAGACGUGCUGUGAGGCAUCUCGGUGCGAACCAACAUCCACCAGCGAGAGAGCCAGACUGCCUAGUUGCGAAAAAUUAUCACCCGAGGCGACAAAGAGGCACACAGUGGAGAAAUCUCAUCAUCCAGGUAUUGAGAAUGUGGUGGAAAAGCUGAAAAAGAACGCAGCAGCGCUGCAGGAGGCAGCGGCACUACCUACCGUUCAAAAGUUUGACGAAUCCAUCGAGAGAUCAAACACGGAGAGCGUCAAAUCGCGCAGACAUUCCGAGACGAUCCCAAAGAAGCUGCAUUUCUUAAGAUCGUGCCAAAAUUCUAUAGAGGGUGCUGUCGAUAUUGAGGUCUCCUCUUCCUCGCAGUCCACGACAUCGGAACGACAUGUUCAGGACGAAUCGGGACAGUAUUCGUCGUUGAUAAAGAAUGACAAACACUUGAACGAUAGCAGCAAGUCGUGCAAUAUAUCUGAAACAUGCCUGCUCGGCGACAACAACAACGACAGCAGAAGCAACAACAACAAUAUCAAGACUCUUGAGGACAAGAAGUUGCUCGCUAAAAGAGAGAAGAACCUCGUCUGUGAAGUCACUGCUUAUGUCAAACCCAAGACCGUCUGGCGAUGCGAGGUGCAGCCAAUCAAAAAGCCUCAGACUGUUUGUAAACCCGAUGACGCGUCCUCGGAGACGAAAUCCAGAAUCGAAAGCCAACAAAAGCCGGCCAUUGAUCUGAGUGGUCUCGAGUUAUUGUCGAAUAGCAUAGAACAAUUGGAGCAACGAGUCGGUCAUCCGGAACAACUUCAAUCGGACAUAGAACCUGCGGAAAAGUUGUCUGUUAGAGGCAAGGUAAUGAAUCAACAGAGCGAGAAUAAUAAUAAUAAUAACGUCGGCAACUCCCUUGGCUUGCUAUGCGCGUUGGCUGAACAAAUUAUGGAGGUGGAUGAUAAAGCUCCCCGGAAACUGAAUUUGGAAAGCUCGGAGGAAAUCUCACAGGCUAGUAGGUUACUAUUGAAUCUAGGCAGAGGCCCAAAUUAUCCCGAGCCAGAAGGAAGCAAGAGAAAAUAUAUUGAGGAUGACGAUUCGCAUCAUUCCAAACGAUCCAAGCUUAAUAACGAAGAACAAAUUAAUAAGAAUGAAUCGUUUCCGAAUCAUAACGAUAAAAUGAUCGAGGACAGAACGGGAAAGCAGCAGGAGGAAAUUCUUCAAAAGAGGUCGAAAGAAGUUAAUAAAAAUGAAGAGAGAACUACGGAAAUUAUGAGGAAACAGCAAGAACGAGAUGUUUUAAAAUCGAAAGAAAGCAUCAAGUAUAACGCUUCCCUACUGAAAAACAAGAUAACGGAAGCUACAAAAAGACAGCAAGAAGGAGUCUCUCUGAAAUCGAAGAAUAUUAAAGAUAUUCUUGAUUUCUCUGAAGAAGAAAUCAAUAACAAAGUCAUUAGUAUGGAAGAUCAAUCUUUCGAUAGGGAUAGUUAUUCCAAUCAACGUGACCCGAAGCGUAUUAAGGAUCUGCAAAUUUCCUCAAACGAAACAUUCGUUAAUUCACAAAAUAAUGCUGCCCAUAUUAAUAAAAUCGGCAAACAAGACGAUUUCUCGGACUCGGAAAGCGAAGUGUUCGAGUCGAAGAUUCUUCCCGAUCAGCCAGCGAGCUGCGAGAUUGACAGUCAAAAGAUGUCCGUCGAAGAGAGAGACAUUCACGAUUAUAAAAACGUACGAACCAAAUUAGAGGCAAAGAAAUUCAUAGCUAGAAAAGGAAAUUGCGAGAACAAUGAUGAUGAUUGGCCAAAUAUGAAUGCUACUGAGCUGGACAUGAGAGUCAGGAUGGCCGACAUCCAAAGGCAAUAUAGAGAGAAGCAAAGAGAGCUCUCCAAGUUAAUUCCCAAGAAGGACGACAAGAAGAACUUUGGCAGGCCGCGAAAGAAGAGCCAUUCCUCCACCAGUUCCGAGCACGGAAUAUUGUCGUCGCCGCCGCUCACGUUAGAUCCCAUGAAUUCUCCAUUGCAAAAAUCGCCGUCGAGAUCAUCGGAAUUGUUGGACGGUGCACCUCCACCGUUAGCCUCGGCCGUCCUCGCUAUGCCGAGGUGCAACGUAAAUCUCGUGAAACUCGGUGAGCCUAGGAGUCAUAUAAAGCUUCUGGAUAGCAUACCUAGUAUUCCGAUAUCAGCACCGCCGGUGGCAUCGCCGGUCCCUGGUUCCAGCAAAACGGUACCGGAGGAUGACGAGAAGAGUACAGGAACAUUGGGUUACGAUACCUCAUCACCAGCACCGACUGUCGCGAGCUUGAACUCCGCUUCCAAGAAGAGAAAAGUAGGACGACCAAGAAAGCUCACGUGCACCUCGGGCAGCGUUAGACACUUGACGGAAACAAUUGUCGCCAAGAAACCUAAGAGCAAGAGUUCUCUAGUGGGUUACGUGCUAUCUUCAAAGAGCAGACAUUUACAAACCAAACAAUGCAUUAACAAUAGAACCGGCUAUACACCGUUACCAUUCAAGUCCGGAGUGUCUCUCCCGAAGACACAAUCCAAGAUGCAAAAAGCCACGAAAGCAAAGGCAAAGCCGGUGAAGCAAACUCCGUUACACAAUAAAAAUGUGAUUAGCUCGAUUAUCGCUGAAAAGGCGAAACUGAGUCAAGAGAUGAAGCUUGAGAAGCAUGGUGGUAAAGUAAAACCAAAGCUGAAAGCGGAGAUAAAGAUGAAAAAUUGGGAAGACGACGAAAACGACACGGUACCAUCUGAGAACGUUCCAUCCGAAGAAUCCAUCAUUCAAAAACUGAUCGAGGAGACGCCGGUAGAAUCGUCGGUGGAACAGCCAUCGGAGAAAGAGCCGGAAAGAUCGCGGCACGAGAAAUCGAAAAAGAAGAAGCGAAAGUCCAGCUCAUCGCAGUCGCCGAGCCACGACCGGAAGGAAUCCAAGCGGCGCAAAUAUUUGGAGUAUGAGCAAUGCGCAAAGACCGUUGCCGCCGCUGCCGUCGCGAGGACCAACGAGACCAUCGUCAAUCGAUGCAAACUGACGUCCGCUCAUCUAGACAUUGAUCAGCUGCGCGUUCUCAUGGCGAACGGCGGUCUUUUCUACGCGGGCAGACUCAGCGCUGUGCAGGCGCCUGAUGUUUAUGCCAUCACAUUAGACGGCGAACGCGGCAACAAACCGCACAUUUAUUCCCGAGAAGAGAUUUUGAGAGACGCGAUUGUAGAAGUGCGUCCGAGUUCGACAAAAGAGCUACCGCCUGGUACAAGAUUGUGCGCGGUUUGGAGUGAAAAGUACAGAUGUUUGUAUCCGGGAACCGCUGUAGAACCUCUCGUACCUAAUCCGAUUGACGACGAGAAAUAUGUCACCGUGGAAUUCGACGAUGGAGACAGCGGUAGUAUUCCCUUGAACCAUAUCAGAUUGUUGCAGCCUAAUUAUCCUCUCGUAGAAUAUGAUCCGAAUCCUCUUCUCUCAUUGGGCAAACGACGCCGGCAAAUAUCCUCUUCGGAAGAGAAGCGUUCCGCGAACAAUCAAGCCGUUCCGGCAAACGCGGUAGUCGAUAACAAUAGUUUUGCAGUCUGCUCCAAUGUAGGAGAAUUCACAGUGAACAGCAACGAAUGCGCUAACGAAACGGAUAUCGAAACGAACAUCGAAACGAGCAGCACGAGCGGCAGCACGGAAUACCGUAGGAAAAAGCAUAUGAAGAAAAUAAAAAAGAAAAGGCUACUCGAGAGUCAAGAAGGAAAGAAAAAACAUAGAAAACACAGAUCCCGCAAGGAACAUCGUAGGCAUAAACAUAGAAAACAUCGAAAACACAAGCACAGACACCAUAGCAGUUUUGGUGAUACGAGCAACGUAAGCAAUUGGGAAAACAAUCAGGAGCAGGGGAAUGAGGAGGAAACAAUUACAAACUUAUCGAGUACAAAUUUUCCCGCUGCCGAGGAGACAAGAUUGUCCGAGGAGAAUGACGAGACCAAAGGCUCGUUAUUAACCAUUCAGAAAGACGACGAGGCUCAAGUGGAGCCUGAAGAGUCACCAGACUCAACCCAAAAGAAUGACGUGGUUUCCGAAGCAAUAUCCGAAAAGCCGACAGAACCGGUCACCCAGGAAACUCUACUAGAACCCGAGGAACCGUCGGAACCGGUCCAAGUGUACGAGGAGGCUCAGAUGGACUUUGGAGAAUCGUCGGAAGACGUCCAAGCGAACGACGAACAGCCCGAAGAAUCGCCAGAAUCAAUCCGGAAGAAGACGCAGCCAAAAGCGUCAACGAAUCGCACCUCAACGAUACGCGGCACCAUGUCCAAUGUCGCGUGUCGCAUCUCCAAGAUAGGUCGCAUCUCUAAAGUAAAUCGCGUCUCCAAAGUGAAUCGCAUUUCGACAAAUCGCGCGACGACAAGAAACACUUCGGUUGCUUCGGCGAAUUGUACUAACACGAAUCGCGCCUCGAAAAAUCGCGCCACUGUCCAGACGAACCUUUCUGGCCCAUCGAAUCCUGUCGAGACGCCCAGUCCGAUAGCCCGUAUGCUGCCCAACAAACGCCAUUGGAAAUGGGCAAGCGCUAGCCGCGUAUCUGGCGGAAACCAAUAUUUUACAGCCAUCCGUCGCGGUAGGGAAACGAUAACCAUAGGCGACAGCGUACUGUUUUAUUCCUACCGAAAACCACACGAGAAACCUUACAUCGGUAAGAUAGUAUCAUUGUGGUUGAAUCAGAAAUUGGAAAUGAGGGUCAGAUCUCAGUGGUUUUAUCGCCCCGAAGAGCUGCAACAGCCCUGUAUUCUGGAUCCUCCGGGCGGCCUGUUCGAAUCCAAGCACAGCGAUUCGAACGACGUGCAGACGAUUUCGCACAAAGUGAUGGUGUUGCCACUCGAGGACUAUAACAAAAUACUACAGGCAUCGCAGAAACAUCAAAAGGGAUACGAAGACAACGAUCCUUAUUACUAUUAUGCCGGUUUCUACAUGCACCCGACAGUGACGUAUGCGCCCGGAGUCACAGCUGUUUUACAAGAAUGAGAACAGCUUAAGCUGACGAUUAAGUUAAGCGGGAUUACUUAAUCACGGUCAGCCAAGGAUAAAAAUUCCGCAAAUUUUUCUCCGUUUAAAGAAAAAAAAAACGACUCGCGCACUUUGCGGAGAAAAAAGAUAAUUUUAGAAGCUUACGCUGACAAAAACGUAGGUGAUAACAUUUUCUUCUUCCUAUCACAUUUUAUUGCGAGAGCGCUGCUCGGAUAAAAUCCACAAGGCACAAGCAUUACUUUACUCGCGAGAAUACUUAAUCAAUUGUCUACCAAUUGACAAACCUGUUCAUUCAUUCGAUAUCAUUGCGAAAACAUCUUUAAUCAUCGCGUUACGUGAGAGACGAAAAAAUCCCAUCGAACUGAUUAAGAUCUUUAAAGAAUAUGCAUACAUAUGUUAUUGACUCAUAUUAUGUUACUUGAGCGUUUUCAUAUUUUUAAUUACGAACUAAUAUUAGUUAUUUACUAUAUAUUUGUUAUACAAUUGAAGAAAUAAUUACGGUCAAAUAUAGAAUCAUUCACCUCUUGUCCAUCAUAGAGAUAAAAAGAAAAGAGAACAAGGAUGCUUGAUGAAACUGUUUGAAGCUUAGAUACAUGUGUAAAUAACAUUUACAAUAAUAAAUUGUGACGAUGAUCGAA
This is a messenger RNA of Cataglyphis hispanica, 9643 nucleotides long. RefSeq lists its product as uncharacterized. Bases 963 to 9002 code for a protein of 2679 amino acids. The record is from RefSeq and is a predicted model, not a curated record. Gene Ontology annotation, molecular function: chromatin binding. The transcript is spliced from 21 exons. Lineage: Eukaryota; Metazoa; Arthropoda; Insecta; Hymenoptera; Formicidae.